This is a messenger RNA of Schistosoma intercalatum, 615 nucleotides long. Lineage: Eukaryota; Metazoa; Platyhelminthes; Trematoda; Strigeidida; Schistosomatidae. The record is from the annotation of a GenBank genome assembly.
AUGACAACAAAUGAAAACAAUAAUCAAUUAGAAAUCAAUCAAUCAAUCAAUUAUACUGAAUCAAUUUAUCAUUUAUGUUAUGGUUAUUUAAUACAUGAUUUAAAAAUUAAAAAUAAAUCACAAUUAUUUGAUAGAACUAUUGCAGAAAAUGAAAUUGAUCAUAUUAAACCAAUAUGUUCUAUACGUUUAUUAUUAUUAUUUUGUAAAGAUUGUUUACGUAUAAAACGUUAUAUAACUAAUACAAAUCGUUAUAAACGUUAUACAUUAUAUUAUAAACAAAUUGAAGUGUAUUAUUUUACACCCUAUAUGAAAAAUAUAUUAAUAUUAGGUAUCCUAUCACCAAAUGGUCUAAAACGUAGUUAUCAAUAUAUUUAUAUUAAAAAUAAUGAUGAUCAUUUUAAAAUACAAACAAUAUUCAAUCAAAUUUUUGAAAAUUCAUUAAAAAUAUUAACAAAUAUGCCAAUUAUUGGUCAAUUAUUAAUUAAAAGUUUUCAUAAUGAAUCUAUACGUAGUAAAAGAUUAGGACAAAUAAUUUUGGAUGAUUUACAUACAUCUAAUGAUGUCGUUAAUGAAAUUAAAGAGAAUGAUGAUAAUAAUCCAAUUAUUAAUGAAUAG